CCCCGGCACUCAAAACACCUGGGKUUUGGGGGUCCCCGAGGGGUUUGCGGGUCCCCCGCCACGCUGGGGCCCCAGAACCCCCCCUCGGGGUGGGGCCCCCCACCUUUCGCAGCGCUGAUUUUCUGUCCCGCAUCACCCGCGUGGGUUUGGGGCGAGCGGGACCCUUCCGUGGACUCCGCUCCCCGGCGCUGGACCUUCGGGAGAAGGGAACACCCGGAGGGGCCCCUAAACCGGCCGGGGGGUUCAUUGUCCCCUCUYGAGCCGCUCCGUCCUCAUUUUUCCGCCCGCUGCCUUGGCCGCGAUGACAAAGAGGCCAUUUACAGCCGCUCGCGGCUGCUGGAAGAGGCAAUCCUUCUUUGCCAUCCCUUCCCGACGUUCCCGUCCUUUCCCGACCCUUCCCUUCCCAUCCCAACACUUUCUCAGCCUGUGCCUCUCCGCUGUAAAAAAAAAAAACAAAACAACAUUCCUUUCUUCUCCCGCCCUCGGGAUGGAUUCCGGGAUGCUCCGGAGGGACAGGUGCCCUAAGGCUCUGCUCGCUCCCGGUUUUCCCGUGGCAUCCCUCCGUGGGCUGCCCCGGGGGGACACAAAGCCACCCGGAAUAUUUGCCGGGUGAAACUUGAGCCGUGGCGUUCCUGSUGGGACUGACCUCGCCCGGCGCGUUUUGUCCUAAAAAAUGAGAAGGGGCCGGGAUUUGGUGCUUAUUGAGGGAGGAAAAGGCUUUCCCGAGAGCGGUCCCGGAGGCUGGCAAAGCCUCUCGGCUGGAAAACCCAAAGUUUCCGAGCGGAGCAGCAGCAUGAUCCUGCAAAUUUUUGGGCCUUACGAUGGAGAGAGGCCGGGGGAGGUGACGGAUCCCGGGAGGCGGCCGGCRGCAGCACCGGUGUCAGCACGGCGCAGGAAAGCUGAAGAUUCCAGCGAGAGCCACGAGGAGGAUCCCAUGAACGACGGGCAGGACGUGGACGACUGGUUCUCCAGAGGUCAGAGUCCCAGCCGAGCCAGCACCCGCCCCAAACUCAACCUGACCAAGCAGGCCUUGCCCUGGAACGAGCAGUACAAAGGGAAGGUGAACCUGCACGUCUUCGAGGACUGGUGCGGCGGGGCCGUGCGGCACCUGAGGAAGAACCUCCACUUCCCGCUCUUUCCCCACACCCGCACCACGGUGAAGAAGCUGGCUGUCUCUCCCAAGUGGAAGAACUACGGGCUGAGGAUUUUUGGCUACAUCCAUCCCUUCAAGGAUGGGGAUUUCCAGUUUUCCGUGGCGUCGGAUGACAACUCAGAGUUCUGGCUCAGCUCCGAUGACAGCCCCGCCAAUUCCCAGCUGGCCGCCUUCGUGGGCAAGCUGGGCACCGAGUGGACGGCGCCGGGGGAGUUCACCAARUUCAGCUCCCAAGUGUCCAAGCCCCUGCGCCUCAUGUCCUCCCGACGCUACUACUUCGAGCUGCUCCACAAGCAGGACGACCGGGGCUCRGACCACGUGGAGGUCGGGUGGCGAGUUUUCCUGCCCAGCCUGAAGUUUGAGGUGAUUGACUCCUCCUACAUCUCUCUGUACACAGACGAAUCGUCCCUCAAGAUGAACCAYGUGGAGCACAUCCCGCAGAGCCCGGCCAGCCACAGCGGGAGCCACCUGUGGGAGGAGCAGCGGGAUGAGCACGGUGCUGACAUGCUCAARGCCGACCCCAGGGACACCUUCUUCCUCACCCCGGCCAUCGAGGCAUCCCGUGUGGAGAAUGUGCUGGUGCCCUGUGCCUACAGCCCCACCUACGUGGUGAAGGAUUUCCCCAUCGCCCGCUACCAGGGCCUGCAGUUCGUCUACCUCUCGUUYGUGUAUCCCAACGAUUUCACGCGCCUCACCCACAUGGAGACGGAGAACAAGUGCUUCUACCGGGAGUCCCCCCUCUACCUGGAGAAGUUCGGGUUCUACAAGUACAUGAAGAUGGACGAGGAGGAGGAGGAUCCACGGCAGCGAGCGUUUCUCUUCCUGGGCCCCGACAAUUUCCUGGACGAGGAUGAGGAGGAGGAAGGAGUGGACAGCCCCGAGCCCACGGACCCCCCUCCCAAGGCCAGGGAGCAGAGCUCGGGGCCAGCACCCGGAGCCAGAGGGAAGGACCCCRCGCCGGUCACGAGCGAUUACGGAGAUGACCUGGACUAUUACAGCUUCCGGCGGCGGCGGGGCCGGGCGCGGGCCGAGCUGGGCACCCCCGGGCAGCUGGGGCUGUGGGGCACGGCCAGCCCUGCCGUCCUCCCCGAGGAUCCCGCGCCGGAGCRGGGCCCGGGCCGGGCUCUCCAGUGGCUGCCGCAGGAUGAGGGCGAGGAGGACGAGCUGGGGCUGCCGGCAGCGUCCCCAAAGCGCAGCAUGGCCCCGGGCCUCCAGCCCCGCCUCUCCAUGCCCAUCUUUGGUGGCAAAGCCAAAACACCGGGUCCCRGCGAGGAUGGGAAGCCCCAGAAAAGCCCGGAGAAGGUUUACGUGACCCGGCUGCAGCCCGGGAAGCGCAAAGCCCCGGCCCACGGGCCAGCCUUCCCUGACAUCUUCCUGUACCCAAAGCCCGUGAAGAGAGUCCAUGUGCGCUCCAGGAGCCCGCAGAAGCAUCCUGUGGUCCCCAGCAAGCUCCGGGCCAUCCCCGGCCACCGGAGCCCCUGGCUCCUGAGCAGCAUCUCCAGGGAGAGGGACCCUGCCUGGCGGAAGAGCGGCCGGAGAUGGGAGCGGCCACCCAAGCAGCGGCUGCUGCCCGGCCUCCUGGCCCUGGGCACCGCRGGGCUCUUCAGCCACGAGGACACCACCCCUGUCCCGCGGGGGACGGCCACCACUGCCGGCUACAACUCCUCCGAGGCCCCCCGCUCCGAGGGGAUACGGGCGACGUCCUUCCUGAAGGCGUCGGGAACGACGGCGGCGUCACAGCAGGAGGAGGGGAAGGGCCGGGAAGAGGAGGAGGAGGAGGACGAGGAAGAGCUGUCAGACUAUUCCUACGAGGUGGGGGAGCUGCAGCAGGGCUGGCUGGAGGACUCCAUCAACUGGCAGCGGACGUUCAGCGUGGGCUCCGUGGACUUCGAGCUGCUGCGCUCCGACUGGAACGACCUGCGCUGCAACGUGUCGGGCAACCUGCAGCUGGCCGAGAGCGAGGUGGUGGACGUGGUGGCCCAGUACAUGGAGAGGCUCAAYGAGAAGAACGGAGGAGGCCGCUGUUUGCCCCGCAGCAUCUACACCCUGCUGAGGAUCAUCAACGUGGAGAAGCGGCGGGACACRGCACGGGGGAACCGCUACCUGCUGGAGCUGGAGCUGGCGGAGCGUGGCCAGCGCACCGUCCGGCUGUCCGAGUACGUCUAUGUGCUGCUGCGCCAGGGCCGGCCGGACGACAGCACCGAGGCCAACGCUGACCUGGGGCCGGCCCCGGGGGCCACUGAGCCCCAGCCCAGCGCCUGGAGCAUCCUCUAUGGAAAGCCGGUGCUGUGCCGGCCGCUGCGGCUCAGCUGGAGGCAGGACGUCAUGGUGCACUUCGUGGUGCCGGUGAAGAACCAGGCCCGCUGGGUGCAGCAGUUUAUCUCGGACAUGGCUGGGCUCUACGGGGCCACAAGGGAUGCCAACUUCAACGUCAUCCUGGUGGACUUUGACAGCGAGGACAUGGAUGUGGAGAAGGCUCUGCAGGACGCCCGCCUGCCCCGGUUCCAGUACCUGCGGCGCACGGGGAAUUUUGAGCGCUCAGCCGGGCUCCAGGCCGGCGUGGACACGGUGGAGGACGAGCACAGCAUCGUGUUCCUGUGCGACCUGCACAUCCACUUCCCCACCAACAUCCUGGACAGCAUCCGCAAGCACUGCGUGGAGGGGAAGCUGGCCUACGCCCCCAUCGUCAUGAGGCUGAGCUGUGGCAGCUCCCCCCGCGAGCCCAAUGGCUACUGGGAGGUGAAUGGCUUCGGCCUCUUCGGCAUCUACAAGUCGGACUUUGACCGCGUGGGAGGGAUGAACACGGAGGAGUUCCGGGACCGCUGGGGCGGGGAGGACUGGGAGCUCCUGGACAGGGUGCUCCAGAGCGGGCUGGAGGUGGAGCGCUUGCGCCUCAGGAACUUUUACCACUACUACCACUCCAAGCGCGGCAUGUGGAACGCCCGCAGCAAGAAGCCCUCCAAGGACUAGCGCCCGAGCCUGGCCCGUGGCCACCGAGCCCCGGCCACUGCAGCCGCCGUGCCCCGGUGCCAGCACGGGGGGCACCCGACAGCCGCCGCGGUGAUCCUGGGGUCGGGGACAGGAUGGUGUUUUCCCUUAAGGGUCUAAUUUCUUAGUCAGCAAUGAAUUUAUCAACUCCUCGGUGCYGGUGGGUCCCGGGGGGGCUGCGCCAGGCUGGGGAUACCCGAGGUGGAAAGGCGGCGUUGGGGAUCCCUUUGCAGCCUCUUUCCCCCUAAAAUACCCAGUGCCUCGUCCCCGUGUCAGGCUGGGGAGCUGAGCUUUGGGAGGGCUGUGAACCCAAACCCUCCUGCCGUCCUUCCAGGACCCACGGAGGGAAGGGGGCGUCUGGCUGUGCCCUGCGCUCGGGACACGCUGUGGGUGGGGGRCAGAGCCCCGUGGGGCUGGGGUGGGACAGGGCAGAGCCUGGAGCAGGUACGGGCAGAUGACGUUUCCAAGCUAAUUUCUGUGAAAUUAUGAGGUAGGAAGCUGUUUUCAGGAAGUUUUUGUCUGUUUGGUUCGGUUCGGUUUGUUUUUUUUUUUUUUU
This is a messenger RNA of Malurus melanocephalus (red-backed fairy wren), 4697 nucleotides long. RefSeq names its product beta-1,4-N-acetyl-galactosaminyltransferase 4 (gene B4GALNT4). Lineage: Eukaryota; Metazoa; Chordata; Aves; Passeriformes; Maluridae. Gene Ontology annotation, molecular function: acetylgalactosaminyltransferase activity. The transcript is spliced from 20 exons. Gene Ontology annotation, cellular component: Golgi cisterna membrane. The coding region runs from base 674 to 4123 and encodes 1149 amino acids. The record is from RefSeq and is a predicted model, not a curated record.